AGCAGGCUUAUCGUGCGAAAAUGAGUCUCGCGGGCGUGAGAACCGAUCUGUCGUGCAAUCGGUCGCGACGACGGUAAAAGGGAAGCGUCCGUGUUUUUCGCGGCGCAAGUGGCAUGUGUUCGCUUUCCUGGCGGGACAUCGCGUGCAACGACGACGACGGUGGUGGUCGGAGGCGGUGGUGGUGAUCUCCGCGGGCGAAAACGGCCCUUUUUCUCGGCGUCGGCACGCGACGGAGUCUGUGUGUGUCAACGGACCUGAGCGAGAGCCCCAAUGGAGCCGCGUCCUCUCGCCGUCCUGUUGUUGACUCUACUGACAGCGCUCGCGAAGGUCAACGCGGGAGGCUUGGACUUCAUCAUCGAGCCGCAGGAUGUGGUGGUGGAACAGGGCGGUCCUGCGAGGCUGGACUGCAAGGCGAGGAGCGUCUUCGGAACGCCGACCAUACAGUGGCGUACGGACGACGGCCCGCCGAUCUCAUUUAUCGGGGACACUUAUCGAUCACAGCUAGCAAACGGAUCCUUGUACAUAAAUAGCAUUUACGCCGGCAGCGCGGAAUUGACCGGAAGUUAUCAGUGCUUAGCUUCCAUAGAUAAUGUCGGAGCGAUUGUAUCCCGUACGGCCACGAUCAAGCUAGCAAGUCUGCCCGGUUUCGAGAGGGAGCCUCAGGAUACUAUGGUUUACGCGGGACAAAUCGCGUACUUGAGCUGCGCAUUGCCCGCUUCGUCGAGUUUACUGAAGAUACAGUGGCUAAAGGACGAACAUCCUUUGCAGCUCGAUAAAACUCGAAUGACAAUCCUGCCGUCAGGUGCGUUGGAAAUAAAUGACGUUCAGUAUCGCGACGUUGGAUCGUACAGAUGUAACGCCAGCGGCUACGGCCAAUAUAGACUGAGCAACAAAGCGCAAUUAGGAUUAUUAUCUAGUGACAUUGGCCGUGCAGAUGAGGGUACCAGCGCUCCGGUAUUUAUCGCGCAGCCUCUACAACAGGUAGCCGUCGAGGGAUCUGACGUGACUCUCGAAUGCGCUGCCAAUGGUUACCCGAAACCGACAAUUCUCUGGCUCAAAGACGGCGUCGCUCUCGAUUUAACGUCAUUCGAUUCUAGGUAUCGCAAAGUUGCAGCGUCUAGUCUCAUGAUCACAGACGUAAGAGAAUCGGAUCACGGUUCGUAUCAGUGUCGCGCGGAAAACGAGGUGGAGUCUUUGGACGCGGUCGCCGAAAUGAUUGUGCAAGUCCCGCCGAAAUUUCUGAAGAAACCGGAGGAUAAAUUCGCGAGCGAGAAUCAGGAUCUGGAAUUCGAAUGCGAGAUCUACGGGAAACCGGCGCCAAAAAUCAUGUGGCUGAAGAACGGCGAGCGCAUCACGCUGAGCGCGUACUGGCAAAUCGUGAACGGAAACAAUUUGAGAAUCAACGGACUGUUGCCUAUAGACGCGGGAAUUUUUCAGUGCAUAGGAAUGAAUCCUGCUGGUAGCGUUCAAGCAUCGGCACGUCUCACGAUUAACCAGCCCAGGAGAAAGAGUUUCCAUAGCACAACCACCCCCAAGUCAAUUCCUAAAAAAAAGUUGCUGCAACAUCGACAAUUGUACAAUAGAACGUGGCAGCAUCCGAGCACACUUCUCGGACACACGUCGUCGCAACUCACAACAGACUCACCGCUUCCUAUAAGCGCCUCGGACGAUCCCGCGGAUUUUUUCCCGAUCUUGAUUAGCGGUUCCAAGUCCUCUUACACUCCAGACCCUCCUUUUGUAGAUGAUACAGAGAGUCUGGAGGCGUUCGACGGAGGUGGCGUGCCCUCGCCGCCGAGAAACCUGAGCCUCGUCAUCGUUACCGCGCGAUUCGUCACGCUACGCUGGCAGGAGCCAGAGAACAUGAACAGCGACGUGCUAAAUUAUUCCAUACAUUACAAACAGGAAGGGGCCAUGAGGGAAAGAGUAAUCAACACGCAACAGAAACUGGAGGCUAUGAUUCGCGGUUUGCAGCCCAGUAUGACGUAUCAGUUCCAUGUAGUUGCGCAAAACGCCCGGGGGUUCAGCGCCCCGAGCGAGGUGUUGCAAGUUACAACGUUAAUAGAGGCAAACGUUCCGGGACCGCCGAUGAAUCUGGAAGGUCACGCGACAAGCAGCAUGAGCAUCACCUUGUCGUGGGAAGAACCGCAAACCGUUAACGGCCGGAUAUCUAAAUAUAUUGUCACAUUUGAGAGCAACGGUGUAGAGGAAACGCGUGAAGUUACUCCAACAAAUACUAUCAGUACGACGUACGAAUUGGUGGACCUCGUGCCUUAUACGGAAUACAGUAUUAGAGUUCAGGCGGUCAACGAAAAUGGCCCGGGCGCGUUUAACAAAGAUAUCGUAAUUCGCACCCACAGCGCACAACCCACGCAGCCACCGCAUAACGUUACAUUAGAAGCGGCUAGUUCAACGAGUAUUAUUGUGAGAUGGGAACCUCCGCUCGAGGGCCAGAACGGGAUUAUUCUGGGUUACAGAAUCCGUUAUCGUAGAUUUCCUCACGAUCCUAGAUCCGGGGACCGACGAACCCCGGUCACGAUAACGACCGAGGGGAAUCAACGUUUGUACGUGCUCAACGGGCUCGAGAAGCAUGUUGUGUAUCAAGUUCGCAUAUGUGCCUUUAACGUCAAUGGAACCGGGCCUUGGUCGGAAUGGACCAAGAUAGAGACGUACGAGAACGAUUUGGACGAGACUAAAGUACCCGGUGCGCCCGUCAAUGUGAAAGCGAAUAUUGUGGUGGAUAGUAUAGUGGUGACGUGGCAUCCUCCGAAAGAUCAGAGUAUAAAGGUGAGGAAAUACAAAUUGGGUUGGGGCAAGUACCUACCCGACGUCGAGAUACAAGUUCUCGACGGGAAGCAGCGAAGUUACACCAUCAAAUCCGUAGAACCGCAAACGGAGUACGUAAUAACCUUGAGGGCGAUGAACAACGUCGGCGACGGCGAACUGUCGUACGCGAACAUAAGAACUCCCGAGCGUUUUGUAUCCGAAUCUCCAGUGCCUUUGAUACCGCCCGUUGGCCUUAAAGCUAUCGUGCUCUCGUCUACCACCGUUGUGUUGUACUGGACCGACACGACUUUAUCGAAGAGUCAAUACGUCACCGAUAAUCGGUACUACGUGGUACGUUACACGUCUUAUCACCACAGCAGCAGUCCGAGAUACAAGUAUUACAACGCCACCGAUCUCAACUGCAUGAUUAACGAUUUGAAACCCAACACGCAGUACGAGUUCACAGUGAAACUGGUCAAGGGUAAACGCAGUUCGUCAUGGAGCAUGGUCGUUCUGAAUCAAACGCUGGAAGCCGCUCCCGCCACGGCGCCGCGCGAUCUGAUCGUUCAGACUGUCGAGGAUCGUCCGACGUCCGUUCUGUUGCGAUGGCAACCUCCGAAACAACCCAACGGACAAGUCACAGGAUACCUGAUAAGUUAUUCCACCGACAACACGAAGGGUGAUCGCGACUGGCAGGUCGAAGGCGUUAUCGGCGACAAACUGGACGCCAUCCUGACCGGUCUGACUCCCAACACGAUGUAUUACUUCAGGAUCAAAGUCCGCAAUUCCAAGGGAUACGGACCGUUUUCCACGACGAUCUCGUUCAAAACGCUCCAAAUAGGCAAUGGCAUGGAUAUCUAUGAUGAGUUGCAUGGUCGAGACGGCCGAGGUAUUUCCAAUCUACUGAUUUACAUCAUAGUGGGUCUCACGGUCGUCAUUAUCACCGGUGUAUCGGUAGUGGUCGUGGUCUGCUGCAAACGCAAUCCGACUUCACCGGAUCGAAAGAAAGGAUACUUGAAGGACUCGAAUCAGAAGACGAAUAUCAAGCCGCCGGAUUUGUGGAUCCAUCACGACCAAAUGGAACUGAAGGCGCUCGAGAAAUCCUCGUUGAACGGCGAAGCUUCCACCAGCGGCGUCACCAGCAACACUUUACCCAGAUCGAGUAAUCCGGAAUAUAAUCAGGACAACGUACACGGGAAUUCCAGUUCGCUGGACAAACGAACUUACGUGCCAAGUUACAUGGGUAACACUGACGAGAAGUGCUCAACCCUGAGCAGGCAGCACAGUCGUGGAAGCCACAAACCUAAACUAAUUACACUUCCCGUUGACAGUACACCCUUGCAUCAGCCUAUAGCCACGGCUACUCCGAUUGUGAACACCAGCAUGUCGCAGUCGACCAUUCACACCUCGUGCAGCGACACGUCGUCGGUGAGGCAGAACUAUCCGCGAACGGUCGCCCAGUACAGCUUGAACCGGGCGCACGUUACGUUGGAACCAACGCCGGAAUCGAGUCCGGAUUCCUGCAACAUGCCAAGCUCGUACGAGCCGCUGCAAAGCCAGUUGUCGUACGGCACGAGCGGCCAGUCGUACAGCGGGAGCACGCAGUACGCGCCCGGUCAUUACGGCAGCGGUAGUCAGCCGAUGAGCAACACCGGAGUGGAGAGCAACAACAGCAAGCGGUUGCAAGGUCAUCCGCUUAAGAGUUUCAGCGUGCCGGCACCGCCGCCGCAGAGCGCUCCCUCCACGCCGGCGCAACAAAAACACGGUGUGUCACAAGUGACGGUGAGGCCAACGAUGUCCGGAAGUCCGUACAAGAAGCCGCAAGGUUCGUCGUCGCAAUUGGCGAAGAAUCGCUUGGCCUCCGUGUCCAAUCCGGCGCACACGUCGGAGGAAGUCGAACGGUUAAAGCCCUCGUACAGUACCGAAGAACUGAAUCAAGAAAUGGCCAAUCUGGAGGGUCUUAUGAAAGAUCUGAACGCCAUAACAGCAUCGGAAUUCGAAUGCUAAAAAUAGGUUCCUAAGCCUUGUGUGCCAUCCUAACUGAUGGGUAGACUGCAACGUCACAUUCUCAAUGUUAGUAUCCGAGAGGUAAAUUAAUUAAAUGAUUAAUUUGUUUUUUCACGUCGUUCUAAUAAUAACGAGAAUUUUUUACAAUUGCUCCGUCAAAAUUAUUUACUACGAAAAGUGAAAUACAUAUUAAUUGAUUAAUUAGCGUCGAUGAACGACGCAAUUAACGACGCGCGAUCUCGAAUAUUUAAGUUGACAAAUAAAUAUCGUUAUCGUGUAAACUUUGAAUUUGCGGCGCGAAAUUUCUCGUCGCCAAAAUCAUUCCACACGUAAUUAAUGUUUCCUCUCUUCGGUACUAACGUUGCUGCUUUCGUUGUUUCGAGCGCGCGGAGAGAGCGCUCGAAACGUAUCGUAACUUGCCAAUGUAUUCCGCACAGCGUCACGUUUUUCCGUGGCGUAUUUUUGAUAAGCGCGAGCGUACCGUGCCGCACGAGACGAAAGGCACUUGCCUAUUAUUAUACAAAAAAAAAAAAAAAAAA
Molecule: messenger RNA, 5309 nt
Organism: Pseudomyrmex gracilis
Lineage: Eukaryota; Metazoa; Arthropoda; Insecta; Hymenoptera; Formicidae
Gene: fra
Product: neogenin
Exons: 27
Coding region: 271-4770 (1499 amino acids)
Biological process (GO): cell-cell adhesion
Cellular component (GO): membrane
Molecular function (GO): protein binding
Source: RefSeq, a predicted model, not a curated record